Messenger RNA from Ilyonectria robusta, 2850 nucleotides. RefSeq lists its product as uncharacterized. Gene Ontology annotation, cellular component: cytoplasmic stress granule. The coding region runs from base 1 to 2850 and encodes 949 amino acids. Lineage: Eukaryota; Fungi; Ascomycota; Sordariomycetes; Hypocreales; Nectriaceae. The record is from RefSeq and is a predicted model, not a curated record. The transcript is spliced from 4 exons. Gene Ontology annotation, molecular function: RNA binding. Gene Ontology annotation, biological process: cytoplasmic stress granule assembly.
AUGCCCCUCCCAAAGAAAGACGGAGUAGCCGGAGGAGGUGCUGGGGGGAAAUUGGAUAACCGCCAAAAUGGGAAUCGCAGUUCUUUUCGAACUGACUCGGCCAUUUCCAACAGCCGGUUUGGCAACGAAAGAGUCCUUCAGCCAUGGGUCCCUGACUCAAAUGAUGCUGUCAACGGUGCUCUAGAAAAGUCAGCCGGCGGUGGAGCUUGGGACCAGUUUGCUGAGAACGAGAGGCUCUUUGGUCUUAAGACAGACUACGACGAGAACAUCUACACAACUGCGAUCAACAAGAGCCACCCCCAGUAUCGGGAGCGGAUAGCCGCCGCGGAGAGGAAGGCUAGAGAAAUUGAGCGCAGCGCGCCUACUACCGCCCAUGUUGCCGAGGAGCGAAUCAUGGACUUCGUUGGCGGAGACGAUCAAGGCGAGAAUGAAGAGGAUAAAUACAGCGGCGUCCGACGCCAGGAUUUCCCUCCAUUGUCUAGUCGGGAGAACAAGUAUACCCCUCCAGCGAAACGGGCACCGUCAGCCCAGUCCACUGUCAAGGGAGCUCCCAUCGAUCCGGCCAUCAUUUCCUCCCAGAUCAAGGCACCACCUAAGAAGCAACCGAGCCCCGCUCCCGUCCCAGUUGCAGCAGAGUUGAAGACGCCAGUUCCGGAUUCCAACAAGAAUGGUGUCCCUCCCAAGAGCGAUGAGCAAAAGGCGGCAACCGAUAAAAAAGCCGCAGGAAUUGUGUCACCUGAACCUAAGCCACUGGCUCAGCCUGCCAGCGCCAAGGUUCCGGAGACGAAGACCGCCGAAAAGGCCAGUACUCCUCUGCGAAACUCGACCGCCACAGCCCGCAAUGAGGGCACUCCUAAUGCCACAUCGACGGUUGAGCAUGAUGUCUUGAAGGAGUUUAAGACAUUUGCCAACCAGCAACGACAAAAUGCCGAGAAGGCCCGUAGCAACAAGGCCAAGGCUGACAAGGAAGUCAAGUUGACAGAGUUGAAAAAGUUUGCCAACUCAUUCAAGCUGUCCACGCCUGUGCCAACCGACCUGGUCUCCAUCAUUGCCAAGGACCCGCUGAAGCAGAAGGAAAUCCAGGCCAAAGCCAUCAAGAAUGCCGAAGAGGUUGCCAAGGCUAAAGUCGAGACAACGACAGCAACCAAGGACAAGACCACACCGUCAAAGGAAACCCAACCCAAGCCUGCUGGUCAGGGCACACCUGCACCUGCGCCUGCCAGUGCAUCCGCCACUCCAAGUGACUCUCGACCUUCACGGACCUCUGCGGGCACCCAGGCCACCCCUUCGGCUGGAGGCCAAAACCGCCAUCCUGGAGCUCGUCAGCCAUUCCCCCAGCAGCAGUAUCAUGCGCAGCAAUACCGGAACAACCGAGGCGGACCCCAACACGUGCCCUCGCAACAGACCGGUACACUUGCACAGCGACUCCGCAACGUUGAGCAGCAGAAGUACUCUCAGCCUCCUCCAGCAGCUCACCAGCCGCACAUCCCCAACCAAGAAAUGCGUGCUCCUCCAACUGGCCCAGCUAACAUCGAGCCAAGCUAUAACCGACGUAUCGGCGGAGUUUCUGGUCACAUGGGUGCCAAGUUGAACCCCAACAGCCAUGAGUUCAGGCCAAGUCCCUUUGCCGCAACCUUCAGUCCCAACGGCCACCUUAGUGCUAGCUCAAGCCCUCGAUCAGCAGUGAACAAUGUUGCUGAUACUCCUGCGGCAGCUCCUGCUGUCGUUGCCGCUGCUGCCAUUACGGCUCCGCUGAUCCGUCGCAAGACCAAGGCGAUUGAUGUCAAGAAGUGCUACAUCCUGUCGCAUAUCCAGACGUUUGUCCCUGCUCAAGGCCGCAACUGGGAUGACAAUGCUGGUCUCCGCCCUUCCUACGAUACUCUGCCUACAUGGCGACAGCUCCAGGACAAUGAGAAGCCUGAUUCCACGAUGCGCCUGACCUACAAGGAGUAUUUCGAGCGCCAGCCGUUUGGUGGACCUGCCUUGGCUACGCCCAACCCCCAACAUGUCGUUCCACAGAUGCCUCAUCAACACCAGUUGCCGUUCCAUCUCCAACACGGUGCGCACAGCAUGGGACCCAGACAGUCCCCGCAUAUGCCACCAAUGCAGAUGCACACACCUCAGCAUGGGCCCGUGCCUCAUCCGCCUUAUGGUAACGAUGACCAUCGCAUGAUGCACUCGAACUCGGCCCAGUCGUUCGCUUCGCCGCGACUGGGUAAUGUUCCCGUGGCGGCAUAUCCCACCGUGAACUCGCCGGCACAAGGACCCUACAACCAGCCGGUCUUUAUGGGACCUGGGACACCUCAGAUGGGACAAUUCCGCAGCUUUUCCAACAACCCGCAGUACAUGUCACCUCAGCAAGGGCAGAUGGGUCCUCAAAUGAUGAUGCAGCCGCAGUUCAUGCCACCACAGGGAAUGGUGCCUGGGCCGCAGAUGAUGUAUCCCGGUAGCCACCCGCAGUUCAUGCCAUCUGGACCUCAGCCGGUGCCUGGAGCCAAUGGCUAUCCUAGUCCCGGGCGCCCAUCUGCGCCAAUGAUGGUCCACCAGGGAUCGCAGCAGGGCCAGCCGAUAUACGGGAUGAGCCCCAACGUGCAAUACAACCAGCCGGUGUUCACCCAGGGACAAGGACCAAUGACGAAUGUACGAGGAUACGGCAGUCCCGGACCGCAGCACUUUGGGACCAGCCCCCAGCAGGGACACCAUUACGGCCAGCAGCAACACCGAAGCGGCAGCAAUAGCUACAACAAGGGCUACGGUGGACAAGGGCAGCAUCAGACGCCGCAGACCAAUCACGCCGUACCGGCUGUGAGCCAGGGUCGGACGACCGAAGGCUCAGAUGAAGCCAAAUAA